Podarcis muralis (Common wall lizard) is the source of this 1290-nucleotide messenger RNA. The record is from RefSeq and is a predicted model, not a curated record. Lineage: Eukaryota; Metazoa; Chordata; Lepidosauria; Squamata; Lacertidae.
CCGGAGGCGGGGCUGGCGGAUGCUCUAUAAAAACCUCCAGCAGGGGCUCUGGCGGCUUUGCAAUUAGGACGAGCCAAGCGCGCAAAAGCCAAAGGGGCUCCCGCUUCCCUUGCAAAAGCCUCGCCAACAAGCCGUGCGCUGCCGGCGCCCCGCUUCCCGCUGCCUCCUUUCUCGUCGCUCCCCAGGUCCGUGUUCUAGCAAGCCGCUGCAUCCGGCAGCAGCCCCGAUCGCUCGGAAAGCUGGCUCCCUGCGCCAUGGUCACCCACAGCAAGUUCCCCAGCGCCGGGAUGAGCCACCCGCUGGACACCAGCCUGCGCCUCAAGACUUUCAGCUCCAAGAGCGAAUACCAGCUGGUGGUGAACGCUGUGCGCAAGCUGCAGGAGAGCGGCUUCUACUGGAGCGCGGUGACAGGUGGGCAGGCCAACCUGCUGCUAAGUGCCGAGCCCACGGGAACCUUCCUCAUCCGAGACAGCUCGGACCAGCGGCACUUCUUCACCCUCAGCGUCAAGACCGAGUCGGGCACCAAAAACCUGCGGAUCCAGUGCGAGGGGGGCACCUUCUCUCUCCAGAGUGACCCUCACAGCAGCCAGCCCGUGCCUCGCUUUGACUGCGUCCUGAAGCUGGUCCAUCACUACAUGCCCCUCCCCGAGCAGCAGCCAGGGCAGGCGCCGCACCCCAAACGUGCCUACUACAUCUACUCAGGUGGGGAGAAGAUCCCGCUGGUGCUGAGCCGCCCUCUCUCGUCCAAUGUGUCCACCCUGCAGCAUUUGUGUCGCAAGACGGUCAACGGGCACUUGGAUUCCUACGAGAAGAUGACCCAGCUCCCAGGUCCCAUCAAAGAAUUCCUGGACCAAUAUGACGCUCCCUUCUAAGUGGCUCCUUCAGUGGGGGUGGCCCACCACAAAAGCACAAGGACAGGACUUGGAAAAUGAUGGCUAACGAGAUUACAGGGCGAGACAAGAGACUUUUUUUUCCAUUCUGGCUUGUGGAAUAAGAGGGGCUGGGGGCGUGGAGCAGGCAAGGAGCCUCUGCUCAGCACAGAGACGGUCUUGCUGUUGUUUGUUCUGGAUGGUUUGCCCAUGGAUGGGGUACUCUGUGGAAGAGACCGAUGAUGGUGCUUGACUAUGGAACAGGCUGCUGCUCCUUCACACAAUUGUCCUUCCCAGCUACAGCCCAGGAAAUACUGUGUUUAUCUGGCUUGUGCUGGGCAUAUCAGAAUGGUUUGCAACCCUCCCUAACCCAUGGACAGUUUACAAAGAGCAUUUGCUCUGCACUGGCCCAGACCACCUC